UUUUUAGGCGUCUGCGCGAGCUGCCAGGUGAGGAGCCCUACCAGACAAAGGGAGGGGCAGAGGGGUCUGAAGAAGCAACAAGGGAAGAGGGAGGAGGUGGUCUUCUAAUCCCCCCUGCCCUCCUUCCCCACUACCAUUACCUAACACUGUCCCCAUCAUCACCGCCAGUAGUCGAGGUGUCGGUAGAGGUAGCGGCCGCGGCAGUGCUAGUGAAGGUAACCGAGGUGCUGAACGAGGAGAGUCACUAGCCAAGUGGAACCAGCUCUAUUGUGGGAAACCAGUCAGCAGCAAACCCCCUUCCUUCUCCACAAGCUCUUGCCUCCUCCUCCUUCCUCCUUCCCUCCCUCCUCGUCCCCAGUUACCCCCUCCCCCUCAAGUGUGUCGUGGGGCCCUGCACCUUCCUGGCCCGUCUUAGCGUCACAGUGGUUCACGUUGCCCUCUCCUCAAGAUGGUGUAGUGUCUCGUCCUCGUAACUCCCGUCGUUGUCCUCGCGUUGCCUGUGACAAGUUUGUGUGUCCCUCCUGGAGACGCCCAUAAGGUUGGCAGUGAAGACCGGGACUCUGGCACUGAGUCUGAUGACGAACAGCCUUACGACGACCCUGAGCCUGGUAUGUGUCAUCCUGGACUCCAACACCCUGCACCCAUCAUCCUACCUCAGCACAUGUAUCCUGCCCCUGCUACCAAGCAGUUACUUCAACAUCCCUGAGCACUGCCUUCUCCUUACCCACUGAAGUUUUUGGGAUCUGAACCUGUGCAGGCUGACACUUGGUGUUAAUUUGCUUAUAUAAUGAGCAUCUGUCUUCCUGUGCCAGGACCUCAGGAGCCCAACCACUUCACAACUGCUUGAACAAGACUGAUAGCAUGAGCAGCCUCGGAACAUGCAUGCUUUAGCAUCUGUUUAACUAGAGUGAGCAGCGAGAUGUCAAGUGAGGUGUCGAGUGGGUGUAGCGUGAGGUCACGCCCCACUAGCCAGACCAGCACAGACACACUCACUUGCGAUGAUCUGCCAAUGGCUGCUGAUGCCCCAGACAUGCCCCCCCCUGCCAUCAUCCCUCCAUCCUCAGGCUCCUCUUCCACAGGCCCUUAUCAUCACCCACACCAUCAUCACCACCACCAUCACCAUCAUCACCAUCAUCAUCUUCAUCACAGUCAUCAUCCACAUCUAGGGCGGAGAGCACGGACUCCUCGCCACCUCCACCCUCCCAUACGGACCUCAGAACCCCCAAGAGAGUCCCCAGCCUUAGAGUCCCCAGUAGAACCUUUCCUGGACUCUGAAUUUGUUAGUGAAUGUGAUGUGUGUGACCCUGUUGAACAUCAUUCAUCAGAAGAAGAGUUGGAAACACUCACAGGAUCAUGGCCAAGGGAAACAGGCCCCCCAGAAAAGAGAAAAUGGUCACAGGUUGCAAGGGUCUCUCUCACAGAUUCUGGUAGCAGUGAUGAAGAAGUGUGUGGAUUGACCACGGGGCCACGCCCACCCGUCCAAUUUAGAACUUCUCCUCCCCUUGAGGCGCAUAAGCCACUGCGCUCAGUGUCUCCCCCUACCAAAGUGCUCAGUUUAGCAAACAGUGGGCGGGAAGGAAUAUCAUCAGCAAGUGGAGGAGAAACAAGUGGGUCACCGGGGGUUGGUGGGAGUGAAGGUGGAACAGCACGAGCUGAAGGUGGGGCCAGGGCAGCAUCCCCUCGCAAGAGACACAGGCAGACACCUCGCCCUCACCAGAUGCACCGCCCAUGUCUAGACUUUGAAAAAAUGCAGCAGAUGCAAAAUCGAACAGUUACUCAGUGGAGGAAUGGUGGGGAACUUUCCCUCUCUUCCUGCUAGUUUUCCGCUCCUGAACGGUGGCCAUUAAUAUCCCUCAAGCAAGUAGGGAUGAAAAGUUAUUUGUGUUCUUUUUGGGAACAAUGGUUGUAGAGGAGAGCACUACUAAAAGCCUCAUCAUUUGUAGGUUCUGAAGUCAUGGCUUGUGGAAAGUCUGUGUGCUUUGUGUAUAUUUGAUAGAAUAACAUAGAAUUGGAGCAGUCAUUUUUACCACCUCCCAGCUUUGUGUGACUGUGACGAUUGGAGCUGUGUAUGUGUGUAUGUGUAUAUAUAUAUAUAUAUAUAUAUAUAUAUAUAUAUAUAUAUAUAUAUAUAUAUAUAUAUAUAUAUAUAUAUAUAUAUAUAUACAAUUGAUUGGUAUGAUUUUAAUUACAAAAUAUAAAUACUGAAAAUAGUAGAAGUUUUUGCAAGUUUUUAUAUGUUGAAAGUUACUUCUGUAAGAUUAUGUUUUUCACAGACAAGUAUUGCUGGUGUGCAAAAAGAGAGAGAGAGAGAGAGAGAGAGAGAGAGAGAGAGAGAGAGAGAGAGAGAGAGAGAGAGAGAGAGAGAAUGAAUGUAGUUUUGUAAUAUAACACAGCCUCAUGAAUACACAAGUCAUAGUUAAAAUCAAAUGAUAAAGGAUAUCAAUUUUUAAAGCUGUGCAGUAGGGUUUCAUGUCAUUGUGUAGCUUGUUAGAAUACUAAAGUGCAAGUAAAAUGAAAGAUUAAAGAGAGAGAUGGAUACAGGCCAACAGACCGACUGACUAACUGACAGACAUAGAAACCUGCAAAUAGACAAAAGAGGACAAGGAAAAGGAGACAGCAUCUCUGCCCAAUUUUGUACCUGAUUCCUAAUUUAAAUAUAUGACACAAUUAGAAUAUAAAGACAGGAGUGCAUCUUGAACUUAUUGAUACUAGAAAACUUAUUGGGGUCAGUACAUUUGUUUUGUAGAUACCAAUUGUGAGUAAAAUUCUUAAACUUCUCCACUGUUUUAUGACAUACUAAGUAAUCUUUAAGUAAUUUUUGUGUUGCUAUCAUUAAGAAGUUGGAUGUUAUGUUUUCAGUCAGGAACACCAAGUGCAAGAGUGACCAUAAAUCAUGGUAAUUUAUUUCUAUUCUGUUUUAUGUAAAUAGAUUUGAACAAUGAAUAUCUUUAUCUAAAUUACUAAUAUGGAAAUUUUUACAAGAGAAAUGUAAACACACUUGAUGGUGUGUGUCUGUAGUCAAUUUACUUAAGCUACUGGAACCAAGUUUCAUAAUCAAUACAAUAUCUCAUUGCAAAGAUCACUAUUUUGGUCAGACUCCCAAAAUAUACUGGCAAUAUGUUUAUAUUAGAAUCCUAUGUAUAGAAAAUUAAUCAUAUAAACUAGUCAGAGAGUGUGAAACUCUAAAUAUACUUAUGUUAUAGA
Molecule: messenger RNA, 3204 nt
Organism: Portunus trituberculatus (swimming crab)
Lineage: Eukaryota; Metazoa; Arthropoda; Malacostraca; Decapoda; Portunidae
Product: AT-rich interactive domain-containing protein 1B-like
Exons: 5
Coding region: 920-1819 (299 amino acids)
Source: RefSeq, a predicted model, not a curated record